Letharia lupina is the source of this 735-nucleotide messenger RNA. RefSeq lists its product as uncharacterized. Bases 1 to 735 code for a protein of 244 amino acids. Lineage: Eukaryota; Fungi; Ascomycota; Lecanoromycetes; Lecanorales; Parmeliaceae. The transcript is spliced from 2 exons. The record is from RefSeq and is a predicted model, not a curated record.
AUGGCCAAAGAAUUAGCGGACCCCCCAGACGACGAAGGCCGUCCCCCACCAAAACCAUCUCAUUACUAUCCUCAGCAACAACCGGCUUAUCAUCAGCCCUAUCAACCGGAGAACACUGUUCCUCUCCCGCCGCAACAGCCUUAUCAGCAGCCUUAUCGACCGGAGAACACUGUUCCUCUCCCCCGCAACCACCUUAUCAACCAAUUGUCGAAGAUACCACUCCAGUCCACCCCCCCCCUACUCCAAUUGUCGAGGAUACUACUUCAGUCCACCCUCCCCCCACUCCAAUUGUCGAGGAUACCACUCCAGUCCACCCUCCCCCCCACCCCAAGCGACGGCCCUCCACAUCAGCCUCAACAACAGCCAAUGCAGUCAAUUCAGCAACAACAGCCUGAGGAUACCACUGCGCUCCCUCCCCCCCCCACCACAAACUGCGGCCCAGAUUACCGAAUCCCACACCUACUACCCUCACCCUACCAAGUCAUUCAGGACUUCGGGACCAAACAAAACCAUGGCCAUAGCAAGGAACUCACUACACUGGCCAAAUUGUACACUAGCGAGGAGAAGUACGGUAGGAAUCCUACCGAGAGUCUCAGCUACAAAUUCACGAUUUUCAUGGACCUCUGCACGAGAGCCGAGAUCCCCCAGCAGAUCCUUCAAACAGCUCAUUUUCUCGCCUCUCCGCUCGGCUACAUUCAUGAUACGGAGGAGCGGAAGGCUACAGGCCAAGGAUAG